Aspergillus mulundensis is the source of this 2991-nucleotide messenger RNA. Its product is annotated as tubulin gamma complex associated family protein. Gene Ontology annotation, biological process: mitotic cell cycle; meiotic cell cycle; cytoplasmic microtubule organization. Gene Ontology annotation, molecular function: microtubule minus-end binding; gamma-tubulin binding. Gene Ontology annotation, cellular component: centrosome; gamma-tubulin small complex; mitotic spindle pole body. The transcript has 2 exons. The coding region runs from base 1 to 2991 and encodes 996 amino acids. The record is from RefSeq and is a predicted model, not a curated record. NCBI's taxonomy places the organism in Eukaryota, Fungi, Ascomycota, Eurotiomycetes, Eurotiales, Aspergillaceae.
AUGUCGACGCGACAACCUGCUCGUCCACGUCGCAUCGACGACGCCCUUUCGCAGCUCGUCGACGCUCUCACUCCCCCGUUAUCUCUGUCUGCGUUUAGGGACGAAUACGCCGGAGACGCCGAAGAAGCCCUAGCCGCCGCAGAAGAGCAGCGCCAUCAUGAUUUUCUCGAGCAUGCGUGGCGUGUUCUUGAUACCCACACGAACUCCGCGGACAACCCAGCAUCACCGUCCGGGAAUCUAGGCAUUGGCCGCCGAGGGAGCUUAGCAGGUGCUACGGGUGCAGAGAGUAUUAACAACGCGUCGGACCUCAUUAAACGAAAACUACUACGCGACAAUGCGAGCCCUGACAAGGCGGUCCAAUUCUCGAAUCUAUACUCGCGUCUCUUGACCCAGCCUGUGCUAUCGCAAAAAUGGGGUAUACUAUACUUGCUCUAUCGGUUAUCCAAACCGGAAGCCUCCGAGGGCCUUGCAUAUGAGGAUGAGAGGCCGCGGAGCCCAUUGAUGGAUCCAGCCAAGUUACAAAGAAUGCUGGCAAAGGAUCAAAGGACAGGGAGCGGAAUGGCGGCGAGUUCGGAGGAUGAUGGACCAGCUGUUAGCUCAUCAGCAUCUCAGAUGGCUGCACGCCCUGAAAGGAAGACUUCGUUGCGACGACAAGACUUGGAAAGGGAACGAGACGCAGAGCAUGGAGCUGCGCCCGAGCGACUGCGCAUGAGCCGUCAACACGAGUCUGCCGGUGGAGAUCCUCGUGUAGCGGAAUACCUUCAAGAGCCGGGAAUGGAUGAGGGAAAAUCACGCCCUGUUGAAUCAGGGCUUUUGCGUGAUCUCCCAUUCAACCUACAGGGUCUGUCGUCGAACGAUCUACAAUUCAUGUCAACUUCUACGCUCAAAUUACCUCCGACAUUACCAAUUCCUAUGGUAUCAAUUCUAAAUACGUUAGCCGAGCCGUGCUUGCUAUAUCGGGGUCUUUCUACAUUUGUUGAGGGCAGUGAAGGGGGUCUCAUCAGUCAGAGCCUGCGGGCAGCUCUUGCGAAUGAGCUCCGUUCGUAUCUAGGGCUGGUAGCUACGCUUGAAGGCGAGAUUCGCAGGGCACUGGCUGCGCCUCAAGAAUUGGGCGUUCCUAAAAGUGGGGUGACUUUAAAAAGGUGUGUUAUCUGGACGAGAGAUGCGACAAUGGCGUUGCGUCUCAUGAGUCUGAUCGUUGAGGAGGCUAAGAACAAGAAAGGGGGCCAAUUGAUUUCUCUGAUCCAUGGCUUUUCCACAUCACAUGGAGAUCCCUUCGUGUGUAACUUUGCAGAGAAGCUCCUCGCGCACGUAACAAGACCGUUCUACAACAUGCUGCGGCUCUGGAUCUACGACGGCGAGCUGUCAGAUCCUUAUAAAGAAUUCUGCGUUGUCGAGCCAGAAUUCAGGCCAAGCACAGAUCCACGCCGCAUUGCAACUAGUGUUUGGGAGGAUAAAUACAAGCUUGAAGAUGACAUGGUGCCCUCAAUAAUCACCAAAGAUUUCGCUAAAAAGGUAUUCCUCAUUGGAAAGUCUUUGAACUUCAUCCGAUACGGCUGCGGCGAUUCCGGGUGGGUGGAGGCGUACUCCAAGGAAGCGUCCAAGGAGCUGCGUUAUGGGGACACAGCCAGUCUUGAAACCUCAAUUGAUGAAGCCUACAAAACUACAAUGGCGAGGCUGAUUCACCUCAUGGAUGACAAGUUCAAGCUGUUUGAUCACCUCCAUGCGCUAAAGAAAUAUUUGCUGCUGGGACAAGGCGACUUCAUCGCUUUACUGAUGGAAUCACUGGCAUCGAACCUCGACCGUCCUGCUAACUCACAAUACCGUCAUACGCUGACCGCUCAAUUGGAGCAUGCUAUUCGUGCGUCCAACGCACAAUACGACUCCCAAGAUGUUCUUCGACGUCUGGACGCACGUAUGCUGGAGCUCAGCCAUGGCGAGAUUGGAUGGGACUGUUUCACCUUGGAGUAUAAAAUCGACGCACCCGUGGAUGUAGUGAUUACACCGUGGGGCUCUACGCAGUAUCUCAAGGUCUUCAACUUCCUCUGGCGCGUGAAGCGCGUCGAGUUCUCUUUGGGCAGCACAUGGAGACGGUGCAUGACGGGCGCCAGAGGCGUCCUAGGCAGUGUUGAUGACAAAGUCGGCGCUGACUGGAAGCGUGCACGAUGCGUCAUUGCAGAAAUGAUUCAUUUUGUUUGCCAACUUCAAUACUAUAUCCUCUUCGAGGUCAUCGAGUCUAGUUGGGAUCAAUUACAAGCGUCCAUUUCUAAGCCAGGAUGUACGCUCGAUGAUUUGAUUGAAGCUCACACCAAAUACCUCAAUUCUAUCACACACAAGGGCCUCCUAGGCUCCUCAACCUCGUCAAAGGCCGCUGGCAAGCCAGAAGAAGGCUUCCUAGCCCAACUGCAUCACAUCUUAAAAAUAAUGCUAGCUUACAAGGACGCAGUUGACGGAUUGUACUCGUUUUCCGUCGCAGAAUUCACCCGUCGACAGGAGCUAAGCGCAAAGAUCGAGACACGCACAGCUCAAGGUCAGUGGGGCAUCUCAGAGCGAGACAUUCUUUCCUCCCGACAUAGCCAGGCACAGAAACUUGCGUCGGCAUCCUCGUCAUUCUCCUUAACGCCCAACGUCGGAUCUGGAGCCGACGGGGUCGCUACACCAUCUUCGCUUGCCAACCACGACCUCUCCGCAGACGACCACAUGCUUCCAUCUCUCCGUUCUCGCCUCCGCGACCUCUCUCUGGAAUUCCGCUCCCGCCUGAAUACCCUUCUUGGCGAUCUGUCCUAUCAACCUGAUGUUGACAUGCGGUUCUUAGCCGUGGUUAUGAACUUCAACGAAGUCUAUGAACCGGUCCGCAGGCGAAGAGCAACAACUAUCUCUCGAGAUAAAGAACGAGAACGGGCAAGGCGGAGAGCUGCGCCGUCAUCUGGAUCAGAGGCUCAAGCCCAGAUACGAAAAGAGAAGAAAGAUGCAAGUUCGAACGGACAAUAG